AGCAUCGAGAUUUCUGUUACUUCCAGUAAAAUUACCGGCAAUAUGGAGGUGCUCGGCGAAAAUGAUAACGAAAAGACGGCGUCUAUGGAGGAUGCCCCUUCCACUACUAAGUCCGGCUGUCUUCUCCAUCAGGAACCUAUAUUCUGCAGACAGCGCGCGCUAGCAAAACAUGCUUACGCUAGAACCGCUCGGAAGUGCGCAUCUCUAUAGGACAUUGCAAUAUCUAGCAUUCCUCCCUCUGAAAAUGAACUGGAACAGUACGCGAUGGAAGACAGACCUAUGCCAAAGAAAAAGACAUGCAAGAGAGAGAAAAAAUAUGGAAUUGGUAAAAGAAAGAGAGCAACGUUUUGUUCCCAGGUUCAAAAAGAAGUAGCCGAAGUUCAGUCCAGCAUUGGGGAUUUGGUUCUGGCUGCAGAGUUGAUGGAGAAAGCAAAUGAGGCAAAAAUUCAAGAUGUGGGUCAUAGGAAUAAAUGUAUUGUUCAUGACCAUGGAGAUUACUGUGUACCCGACGACCCUGAGCUCUUGAAAGAGAUGGUGAAAGAGCUGAAGAAGACAACUCAUCAGCAGAGUCAGGUUCUGCAAUCAUUGCAAGAAGCACUGUGCUGCAAAGAAACGCAGUGCCAGCAACUGCAGGAGAAGUGGGAGAAUGAGAAGUGGAUGCUGUUGUCUGAUAUGGGCCAACAGCUUACUCAGUUGGAAUCGGAGAUACGGAACUUAACUUGUGAGAAAGAAAUUCUGGAAAAGAAAAACAAAGAAUUGCAGGAGCAGCUGGAGAGAAGCUCUGGUACAGUUCUGUAUUUGGGUCAGCAAGUUAAGCAUCAGGAGCACAACAGGGAUGAUUCUACCUUUUGUAUGACCAGCAUUAAAAAUGAAAGCAAAUGGGUGCGCUUCUAUACAGGCUUUGACAGCUAUGCGCAUCUCAUGGAUUUCCUUCACUUCCUUACAGCAGACCAAAAACUAUGUACUGGUAGAAUUCGUAAAAGGACUGAGGUGGGACCUCAGAGUGCCUUAAGUUUAGAAGACCAGCUUCUCCUUGUACUCACAAGAUUGCGCUUAGGUUUACUGCUUCAGGAUUUAGCAUUUCGAUUUAGAGUAUCAGAGUCAACUGUUUCCCGCUACUGGUUGAACUGGACAGAACUUUUGCAUGCACGUCUUACCCAGAUACCCAUCCUGUACAGCGCCAGAUACCUGAAAAUCUUUGAGCCAAAGAGGACUGUGCAGUAUCAAGGCCUUACGUGCACCAUCAUGGACUGUACAGACCUGUUCUUUGAAGUGCAAGCCAAGGACCGCGCCAAACCUGCUCCUACCCAUCCUUCUAGAAACCAUUAUUUAAGACGAGGUUAUGCCAUUGCCUCUUCUAAUGGUUUUAUCACCUUUUCAUCUAGUCUGCCAUUUGGAAUAGCUACUAAAGUAAUGGAUGGUCAGCCACAAGAAGAACUUUAUGGAGAAAUAAAUCCACCGUUAGAACUACCAGCUUUUAUGCAAAACGUUUCUACCCAGCUGUCUGAGCAGCAGAAAGAGAUGAGCAGACAAGUUCUAAGUAUCUUAAGUGUCAUAGGCAAAGCUCUUAACUUUCGUUUUUUAAAGUGUGUAUAUCCACAGAAUAUGGAAGCACAAGUAGAUAGAGCCUGGACUAUUUGCUGUUACUUGGCAUGUUUACUUCAUGACCCUAUGGGGCUGUCAUAGAAAAUACCAAAAGGUUCUAUUCUAAAUGCAUAUUUUUUUAUUAGGGCUUAAGCCAGUGGUGUUCAAACUGUGG
This is a messenger RNA of Hyla sarda, 1759 nucleotides long. RefSeq lists its product as uncharacterized. Bases 265 to 1686 code for a protein of 473 amino acids. The transcript is spliced from 6 exons. Lineage: Eukaryota; Metazoa; Chordata; Amphibia; Anura; Hylidae. The record is from RefSeq and is a predicted model, not a curated record.